This is a messenger RNA of Zingiber officinale, 2511 nucleotides long. RefSeq names its product fatty acid amide hydrolase-like. The coding region runs from base 385 to 2280 and encodes 631 amino acids. Gene Ontology annotation, molecular function: catalytic activity. The transcript has 20 exons. The record is from RefSeq and is a predicted model, not a curated record. Lineage: Eukaryota; Viridiplantae; Streptophyta; Magnoliopsida; Zingiberales; Zingiberaceae.
UCGGCAGGAAACCGAUCGAUCGAUCGAUCGAUCGAUCGAGCUGCGGCCUUGGGUUGCCGAUCACGGAAGCUCCCAUGCUCUGGAGGAGGAACAGUAUCAAAUCAGCCACUGCGGCCAAUUCUGCAACUUUAUAAUUAACAUUAUUAUUAUUAUUCAAAUGGAGACAAAAUUCCUGCCCAACUCCAGCUCUCGACGUGAAGAAAAAGGAGAUGGUUUACCGUUGCACUCACGAAUAAUCCAAACGACGACAACUAGGACCACCCUGUUUUUCCCUCCCUUCCCUUCCCUCCUUCACAAGAACUCCACAAUUCGCUUUUUGGCUGCACCGCACUGCACUGCACUGCAAUUUAACCACCCUCUAUAAAUCUGUACGCACCUCGGCACAUGCCGAGCAAGUGCUGUGGCAGUCUCUUUCAGUUCGUCGAUCUACUUGUUGGUGGCAAUUCAGCGAUGGGGAUCUUGAGGGACGCCGGGAAGUGCUACAGGCCGGUCGCCGACGUCGAUCUCGGCCCGAACAGCGACGAGUUCUAUAUCCUUGCCGAUGUCAAAGCUCCGCGAGUGGCUGGCCUUCUCGUCAAGAUAUUCGUGUGGAUUCUGGAGUCGUGGAUCCUCGGCCCCGUCGUGAUCUACUUCCUCAAGAAGGACAACAAAGUUCAGAGGCUCGUCUCAAACGCUGUAAUUCAAGAGCCGCCGCUCUUCGUUCCUGAUCAUGAUAACCAAGACGUCGCGGAGCAAAGCGUUAGCCCAGUUAAGCCUAAUCUGUCGCCGGCCGAACGAGUUCAGGAGGCCGCAGGCUGCCUUCCUGCAAGUUUGGAAUCCAGUUUGCAUGGUUCACCUUGCCAAUUCAGACGUUGGACUAUCCGAGACUUCGCGAGAGCUUACAGAUCAGGAGAAACGACUCCUCUUGCAGUUGCAAAGAGGUUCUUGGCUGCUGUUAAAGAGUCCGAAGAUCCCAAACUCCAAAUGGCUUUCUUCAUUAACUUCAGCCCUGAUGAUAUUAUCAGGCAGGCAGAAGAAUCAGCACAAAGAUUCCAAAUAGGAGCUCCAAUUUCGAUCAUGGAUGGAAUUCUUGUAGCGAUAAAGGAUGAGAUCGACUGCCUGCCUUAUCCUACAACUGGAGGGACUACAUGGCUGCACAAGUCCAGGCCAUGCAUUGAUGAUGCAAGCUGUGUGAGGCAAUUGAGGUCAUGUGGUGCCAUCCUUGUGGGGAAGACCAACAUGCAUGAGCUUGGAGCCGGGACCAGUGGCAUCAAUCCACACUACGGCGCUACGAGGAACCCCUGCGACAUCAACAAGGUUUCUGGAGGUUCAUCUAGCGGAUCGGCCGCAGUAGUGUGUGCUGGAUUGUGUCCUGUUGCUCUCGGAGUCGAUGGAGGGGGGUCUGUGAGAAUGCCUGCAGCUUUGUGUGGUGUUGUUGGAUUCAAACCAACUUCAAGUCGCUUAUCGAAUUCAGGGGUUCUUCCAUUGAAUUGGACUGUCGGAAUGCCAGGAAUAUUAGCAGCGACCGUCGAGGAUGCUCUUUUAACUUAUGCUGCUAUUUGUAGUGAUCCUCCAAAUCGACCAACACUUUUACAACCUUCGCUCAACUUUCCCCUACUCAACUCGGCGCAGCCCCUCACCGACAUAAAGUUAGCCAAAUCUUCCAAGUGGUUUAAUGAUAGCACAAUUGAUGUAAGGAACUGUUGCGACCGAGCCAUAAGUAUGCUAUGCAAGCAGUAUGGAUGGAAGGUUCUGGAUGUGACCGUUCCCGAAAUCGAAGAGAUGAGGCUUGCUCACUAUGUCACAAUUGGAUCAGAAUGCACUGCUUCAUUGGCUCCUCAUCUCUCAAAACUUGAUCAUGCGGAAAUAGGCUGGGAUGCACGAGUUGCGCUCUCCGUUUAUGGUUCAUUCACAAGCAAAGACUAUUUGAAUGCACAAAGAAUCAGGAACCGACAAACGCAAUUCCAUAGAGAGAUUUUUAAGAAGGCUGAUGUGAUUGUCACACCGACCACAGGUGUUACUGCAUACCCAUUACUAAGUGAUGCUUUGAGCACCGGUGAACUCGACUACAUAAAUGGAGCCGCACUUGUGAGAUACUCCAUAGCAGGAAACUUCCUUGGAUUGCCUGCAAUUACUGUCAUGGUCGGCUAUGACAUGGGAGGCUUACCAAUCGGCCUACAAUUUAUCGGAAGACCAUGGUCGGAAGCAACUCUACUCCAUUUAGCAUUUGCAAUGCAGACAAUUUGCAUCAAAAGCUACAAGAAGCCCCAAGUGUUCUACAAUCUCCUCGAGACGAAGUAAGAAGACGAGACAAUGUUCUUCCCCUCCGAAUCUAUGAAGGUUCCAUCAACACUAGCAUUAGAUACUUCUUUGGAGUAAAACUAAGAUCGAUUGUGGGGAUUAGAACCGACAUAAGGGCCUACUUACUCAAUUGUAGCUUUGCAAUGUAUUGGUAGCUUCGCAAAUGUAUCAUGUGACAUUGUAUCUUGUUACUAAGAAACUUCAAUUUGAAUAUCUUUGUUGUUCCACAAA